AAAACAUGUAGAUUCUUCACAUACUGACUGCGUGUCAUGAAAAUGCGCACGCACAUGCAUUAUCCGGUUAAGAAUGGCUGACACUGCCAAACGGGAGAAAAUCGCUGCUGCUAGAAAGAAGUUGAACCAGUUUAAGAAGAAAACUGGGAAGACUUCUCCAGCAAAUGCUAAAAAGUCUAAAAUCAAUGAUGAAUGUACACAGAACCCAGAAAAUGAUAUAAAGCAAACAGCUGAAAACACAUUCCAAAACAUAAAUGGUAAUUCUGCAGCAGAAAUAAUCCAGACUACAGAUUCCCCAGACUCCAUAGAAAACAGAACAGAUAGUGAAGAUCUAAAUAAAAUGAGAACACAUCCCAAUUUGCCUCCAGGAAGGACUACAGCCUCCACAGAAAGUCUACACCAACUAUCCAGACAGUUAAAUGGACUUUUGGCAGAGUCUAGUGCAUUGAUUGGAGCAGAUGAUAUUGAUACAUCUAGUGUAGCAGAACUUGAAAGAAGAAAUCAAGAUCUUGCUGCUUUGUUAGAGAAACAUUCCCAGGCUAAUGAGCAAUUAAAUCUACAAAUACAACAGAUUAGAGAUCAUUCUAAAAAUCUACAAGGCCAACUAGAGAGAGAAAGAGAAAAUUUUAUUACAAAACAGAAACAGGAACUAGGACCAUUAAAAGAUCAACUUCAGGUACAUAUACAAACAAUUGGCAUAUUAGUGGCAGAAAAAACUGAGACACAAUCACAGUUAAACCAGUCACAGAAAUUAGCUGAGACCAGGUUUAAUGAAAUAGAAGAACUCUCAGGGAGAUUAAAAGCUUCAAGACAAAGAGUAGCAGAUCUAGAGAAAAGUCUUUCAACAACAAGUACAUCUAGUCAACAGUUUCAAAAGAGUAGUAAAGACUUUGCUAAAGAUGUUGACAGAUUAAAAUUGGAUUUGUAUAAAGCAAACAAAUCAAAUGAAGAACUGCAGCAACAGACUUCUGAAUUGUCUGGUAAACUUCAAGCAAAGGUAACUGAGUGCACAGGAUUAGAACAGUCAAUAGAUGAACUGAAGAAUAAAUUAGAAAUGGCAGAAUUGUAUAGUAAGCAAGUAUCUAGUCACCAGGAUGGAGGACAGGAAUCUCUGAAAAUUGUAGAAACGCUAAAACAAGAAAAGGAAGAAUUACUCACUAAAAUCCAUGAGUAUACAGAGGCAUUCCAAAGAGUGAGUACAGAGAAAGACCAGCUAAGUGAACAAUAUCAACAGUACAUGGACCAGUUACAGGGACAUAAUAAAAAGUUAACUGAACAGAUUACAUCAUUAACAGAGGACAGAGAAAAUUUAUUAACAAGUCAACAUGACCUAGAAUCUUCAGUAUUAGAAUUACAACGAAGAUUAGAAGAUGUGGAUAGCAACAAUACCAGUGCCAAUAAUGAUUUGAUUCUACAGAAAGAUAAUGAAAUGCAUCAAUUAAAAGAACAACAUGAUGACUUUAUACAGAAGUAUGAAGCACAGAUGAGAGAUAAUGUCCAGCUUAGCAGACUUUUAGAAGAAAAAGAAGACAAGAUUACACAGUUAGAAGACAGGAUGUCAGAAGUCAACAGAGAAGAUGGGGACAAAGCUCAUCUACUGGAGAGUAUACAGAGUAACAAAACAGCUCUUAGUCGAGCACUUACUCAAAAUAAAGAACUUAAACAUCAACUGGCAGAGCUACAGAAUGGUUUUGUUAAAAUGAGUAAUGAGAACAUGGAAUUGAUGACCCGGAUACAGUCUGAACAACAUAGCUCCAAAGAAUUGUUUUGUAAACUUACCCAACAAGAAGAUGAACUCCGAGUUUUGAGAGAUGCUUUAUCUGUGAAACAGUCGAAGUUAACAGAUUUAGAACAAUCUACCCACGAGGCAAAGAAGGAAAUGUACCAACAAGAACAAUUACAUGAUAGACUAAGACAUUAUGAAGCUCAAGCUCAAUUGGUGGAAAGUCUUGGCAGAGAAUUACAUAAUUCACAGGAUAUGGUGGAAGCCUUAAAAACACAGAACAGUGAGUUGCGAACCAUGUUAAUUAAAGCUACUAGUCAUAAAGAGAAUGGUAACACAGACUCUGAGGAGGAGAAGAAGAGGGAUGAUGUGAUUGAUUCCUUAUCAUCAGCCAUUCAACAGUUAGAAAUAGAAAGAAACCAACUAGUAGAGAGUCUUAAAGAACAAAGAGAAUUGUCAGACAGUCUGUCUAUCAAAGUAUCAGAUUUACAAGAGGAAGUUGUCCAGAAAAGUGCAUUCCAGUCAGAAGACAAUAAUAUAGUAAGCAGAGUAGAGUAUGAGCAGUUAAAACAAGCCAUGGAAUUAAUACAGAAUAAGUAUAUGAAAGUGAUGAGAGAUAAGGCUGAGUUAUCAGACAAGGCUGAUGAGCUGGAACAUACAGUGUUACAGCUGCAAGGAGAAUCUGAAACUAUAGGUGAAUACAUCUCCUUAUAUCACCACCAGAGGGCACUAUUGCAGCAGAGAGAAUUACAGAAAAACGAUUAUAUUUCACAUUUAGCCAAAGACAGAGAAGAGAUGUCGUUAAAACUGGGAGAACUACAGACACUGAUGAUGCAGUUACUAGGAGAGAAAAAUAUGUUACAUAACUACCAUGAAGAAUCGUCAAUAACUUCACCUGAUGUCAGUAUACAGCCUCAUCUUAGCCAGGAACCUAUGGUUAACGGUACAGAUUGGCCAGAUUAUACGAGUUCUGAAGAAGAUUCAGAUAGUGAAGUGGAAACAAUUGUGGGUGGACAGGAAGGUACAACAGACACUUUAGGGGAGGUAACUCCUCAGGACCAUAUGAACCACAACCACCAUCAACAUCAUCAUGAGCAUCAUAAUCACGAACAUCAUCAUCAUCUGACAAAAGACCAACGAACUGUUGAAAAAUCAAAAUCUAGUGAAAACACAGAAGGCACUGCCACAAAAAUAAUGAACCUGUUAUCAGAAAUAAGUCAUAACAACUAUACUGAUCGAACUGUAGAUCAUAACUUUUUACCUUGUAAAUAUUGUAAGGGGAAGGUUUAUAAUGUAUGAGGUCACAAAUAUUGUAGAUUUUAACCAAUAGAAUUCAUUUAAUGAUGAUCAGAGAGUUGUUGGCAUAGGUCAGUAUUGACAGACCAAGCUACCUCAGUUGUCAGCGAAUAUGUCCACUCUGGCAAUGGAUAUCAAAAAAUUUGAGUGUGAGGGUUGCUUACUUUGGUUAUAUACCUAGUGAAUUAAAGGUGGCUGUGAAUUUGCUUUCAUCUGUUGAUACCAGUUUUCAUGGUUUGCCAGAAAAGCUUUGGUUCAUGGGCUUUUAAAUUCAUGCACAUUCCAGGCAUAUCAUGUAGACAGAUCAUUGGCAAGAUGAUUAUUUUAUUCAAUGUUUCUUAUGAAACAUGAAAUCUUUCAUGAAUAAAAGUAGUUCACAGUAUAUUCUAAAGUUAGGGACCAAUGCUAUCUACAUAUUAAAAGAAAGAUACACUAUGAGUAUUUGAAAAUGAAUGACAUAUGAACGCAUGAGUGUACAACAACAUAGAUUUGUAAUCUUUUGGAUGGGGAUGGAGAGGAUUCUAGAACAAUAAUUAUUGCCUUACUACAUUAUUAAAGUCAUCAAUAACAAAACCUUGCAUCAGAUGAGUGCAAUAACAUGUUAGAAUAAUUAUUUACUUCAACACAUUAAAUGAUUUUAAGUAAUCCAGUUGUAAAGUUAGUUGAUUAUGUUUUGAAUCCACCUUUGCUUCAGUAUUUUCACAAAAAUAUUCAUGUUCAUCUGAGAGUUCUGCUUAUUUGUAAACGUUGAAAAUAAUUGUGCAGAUCAAAUAUUCUUUGUAUUCAAGUGCCUAUAAGCCCUAGGCUGUCAACAUUGAUAACAGGUUUAUUUGUUUGUUUAUAAUGGAACAAUUAACAUGUUUCAUUUUUUGAUUGCAUGGUUUAAAGUCCAUCAUUUGAAGGGUUUGUUUGUUUACCCGUUACAUCAGUUCCAAAUUAUAUAAACAUAAUUUAGAAAGCCUUAGAAAGGAUUACUGUUCAUCCGUUGCUAGCAUUGGUGCUUCUAAGUCCACUCAAUGUUCAUUUCAAUAUCAUUUUUAUGUACUUUGAUUCAUCUGACACUGGUGGAGGUAUCAGUGAUAUUUUUAUCCACUGGGUGAGUAUUAUAGACCCAGCUGUUAAGAUGGUGAACUGAAAAAUGAUGGGAAACUGGAUUGAAUUAUUAUAUCCAGAAAUUGAUUAUCCCAUUCCUUGCCAUUUGUUUGUUCUUUUGAAAAAGUGGUUUGCUUUUUCAAUUUAAUUUCUAUAUAGAAACUAUCCUGUAGCAAACAAAAAUGUGUAUGCCCAACUUAUGCCUGAGUAUUUAGGUUUUCAGCAUAAUCUGUGAUAUUUGUUUAUCUAUCUAUAUAACAAAACAUCACAAAUAUAAAAGUGUAUGUUUCUUAACGUACAGUUACAGGGAGUGCUCAAUGUAAAGAUAUUUUUAAAUAUAAAGUCAAAUAUAAUUCCUUACAUCAUCAAGUUUCCUUUUAUAAUAAGGCUGUAUAAAUUUAACCUCUUCUAUUUUUAAAGCGAGGUCAAAUCUUGAGUUUUUAUUUUAAGAUGUGUCUUGUAAAAAAGUUUUCUAGACUUUCACCAAUACAAUAGCUUUUUAGUCAAAAUCAUCCGUUUCAUCAAACUGCUUACAGAAUCAUUAAAUACAGUCAGGGUAACUUUCUUGAAACGGUCACAUUUAAGGUAGAAUAUCUAUCAUGGUCAUCCCCAGGAGCUUAAACAAUAUUCAUUGGUCUCCUGUUAAAUGAAGGGGUAUGUUAAUGGACAAGUUUUACCAGUAUAUGAUUUUUCAAGAAACUAUUUUACCUUUACAUGAUAGUAUCCAUAGUGUUAAAAGUAGUCAGUUAAUUUUCACUUGCUAUGGCUAAUAUGCACUAAAUUUGAAGAAGAAAAAUAUUUUUACUAAUAAAAGCAAGAAGUUGCAUUCUUUAAGUCUGAAACUGGUACUUGAAUAUUUAUUCCUCUUCUUAAAGUCAUUUACAAAAUUAAUAAAGAUAUAUUUUUGAAACACUUCAAUAAGAGAACUUUAACUUUUUCCCCGGAAGAUUAAAAACUGCUGGUCCAGUUACUCCUCAAUAGUAUUGUUCACAGUAGGUACUUAUAUUUACUGAUUGAAAAAAGACUUGCAUGUUUAAAUAUCUUAGAUUAUGGUACUUGCAUGAAAAAAUGUAUGCAUAAAACAGACUUCCAAAUAUAUAUAUUAUAUAUUAAAUGAAAGCAGAAUUUUUAAUAUAAGGUGUUUCUCUGUUAUAUUGAUAUUGAAAAAAAAAUUUGAUUUCAUUGUUCUUGGUUAUUGAACAACCUCCUUGUAAAGAAUUGUAUUUUUCUUAUAGCUGGUCUAUUGUUAUAGCAGGAAACUGUAUAUCUUGUUUAUAUCAAAUGCAUUUAGGAAAUAGAUAUGUCAGUGUGGAUGUGUCUGAAUCUUGUUUGUUAUUUAUAAGGUAAGGGAGUAUGGGUGAGAUCUACACAAGAAGAUGCAUUUACAAAUAUAUACAAAUAUUAAUGGCUGAAAAUGUGUCUUAUAGAUUUAGCCAACUAUAUCAACAAAUUAUCAAUUACAUAGUUUAACAAUCGUCAUAUUUAUCACAUCAUAUACAAAUGCAGAACUCUUUGUGUAGUUACGUUAUUGUGUUAAUAAAAACAGUCAAUAAACCAUGAUUGCAGUGUGAUUUAUAAUUGGUUGUGAUGGGUUGCUGUUACUUCUAAAUCACAUCAUUCAUAGAUUGUAUAACAAUGUAAAAAUAGACGGCCUAGUUAUACAUAACAGUCAUCUACAUCAUUUUCAUUUUCGAGUAACAUCUUUCAUAUUAUGUCAAUUCAAAGGGAGGCUUGCUUUAUUUCUUAAUUCUUUGAUUUUGAGAAGAAGAAAUGUUUGUUUUAUUUUAAAAGAUAUUCAUAUUAUGUUUGACUGCAAUGGUGAAUAUGUUAACGUUUGACCUUGAAAAAUUGUCAAGACUAGGGCAUCUAAAAAAAAAAAACACUGGUCUUUGAACUUUUAAAAACAUGAUUCACUUUUUUUAAGAAAACUAAACCUCUAUUUAAUAUUUUGGGAAGACAAAAUAAUGGAGUUAGCAAUUUUUAAAACAUAUAUUUCAUUCUUGAAUAUCAAGUUGAAGGAAUAAGUGAUGAAUAUUUUUCAAAUUCGCUGUUUUCAGAGUUUCCAAAUGAUGUUAUUAUGAAUAGCCUCUCUUCAAUGAUAUAAAUUUGAAUUUUAUGCAGAGUUGUUUAAUAAUUGAAACAAUCUUUAGGUAUUAAAUUCAAUAUAUCUUGAGUGAACAGUGAAAUUAGGCCUUAUAUUCAGUCAAGUUCAACAUGAGCAAGUUUGUCAGUGCCUAACAAUAGAAUAGCAAUUAAUAAAAAUAAAAUGGAUUUACUUCCUGGUAAGAAAAUUGAUAAACUUACAAAUGGUUUAUACUACGACAUGAUGCACUUUUUUUUACCAGACAAUGAAGUUACUGUGUGAUUUGGGAAAUGAGAAAACAGAAAAUUAUAAUUUAUUUAAAAAUGGUGAACAUAAGAGAAUAGAGUUCAGCUAGAAAGUUGUUUGGAAUUUUACUACCAAACAGUAAAUCUAAAAAUAAUAACUUUAAGGGUAUGUCAUUUAGGCUUCAUACAUGUCAAAAAGAAACAUUGUUUUUCUUGCAAAUUUGCAAUAUAUUUUUAAUAUAUACCCAGAUGACAAGAACAACUCAUUAAAUUAUUUCACCCUGUUAUCCUCUUACAGUGGCUAGAGAGGGUGACUCAACACUUUUUUUCUGUAAAAAAAUCUUCAUAAUCUAUCAGAUGCUUUAUAAAAUCAAAUUUCAAUUUGCAAGGAAAAAUGUUCAAUGGAUUUCUUUCCAAAUCCAGCAUACAUAUGCAUGGAUGGGAAUAUACAUUUAUAGUCAUUUUUGUAUGUCUUGUUUAACUUAAAAGAUAUAUGACAUUUUAUGUUUUCUCAUUUGCCAAUUCCCAAUAUAUUUCAAUAGAGUAUUUACAGUAGUAUGGUGCUCAAAUAAAUACACAGAGCAGGAUGGUACACUUGUUAGCCUUGUAAGGGGAUUAUUUGUUAAAACAUUUCAUUGUUAUGUAUAAGUAUAUAUUUUCAUUAUACUAUGCAUUUUAUUUAUUUAUAAUAAAGAGAAACUAAUAUCGUU
Messenger RNA from Mytilus californianus (California mussel), 7149 nucleotides. Its product is annotated as golgin subfamily A member 2-like. Gene Ontology annotation, cellular component: Golgi cis cisterna; cis-Golgi network; Golgi apparatus. Gene Ontology annotation, biological process: Golgi organization. The record is from RefSeq and is a predicted model, not a curated record. The transcript is spliced from 26 exons. The coding region runs from base 74 to 3022 and encodes 982 amino acids. NCBI's taxonomy places the organism in Eukaryota, Metazoa, Mollusca, Bivalvia, Mytilida, Mytilidae.